Messenger RNA from Polypterus senegalus (gray bichir), 7312 nucleotides. RefSeq names its product kinase suppressor of Ras 1-like. The coding region runs from base 215 to 2842 and encodes 875 amino acids. Gene Ontology annotation, biological process: protein phosphorylation. The record is from RefSeq and is a predicted model, not a curated record. Gene Ontology annotation, molecular function: ATP binding; protein kinase activity. NCBI's taxonomy places the organism in Eukaryota, Metazoa, Chordata, Cladistia, Polypteriformes, Polypteridae. The transcript is spliced from 20 exons.
AUGCGAACUACAAGUCCCAGCUCUGCCACUGCUCAAGAAGAGUGAAAGGCUCCUGGCGGUAGCGGUUGCAUUGCAGCUUUAUGACAGCUCCGGUCCUGACAGCUCGGAUUUAGUUUUACAACGGCAACGGGAUACCGAUUUCUAGGCUUUAAUUCAAGUAUUGAAUACCGGCCCAUUAUUUAAGGAUACUACAAGCUGUCCCCGAUGCCGAGUAAUGGAUAACGUGGUUGGCUCAGGAGCAAAGGAGAUGGUCGAGCACGGGGCUGAGCCGGAGCUGCAGCCAGGAGAGCCGGAGCGGGGUAGAGACGCUUUGCAGCAGUGCGUCCUCAUCCAAAACCUCAUCGACAUUUCCCUAUCCAGUUUGCAAGGGCUGUGGACAAAAUGCGCAGCUUCAAACGACCUCACCCAACAGGAGAUACGCACUUUAGAGGCCAAGUUGUUGACGUACAUCAGCAAACAGCUGCAAUGCAAAAGCAAAGUGCCUUUAAAUGAGCGUCCUGUAGCCUUAGACAGCUAUCCUCGGCUUAGUGACUGGUUGAAGACCGUCAACCUCAGGAAUGAAGUUAUCCAGGCUGUCCCUGCAAAGCUAUCUCUGGAUGCUCUGCUGCAGAUGUCUGGGCCACAAGUCACAGAGACCAUGAGAGAGUUUGGUUUGAGUGCUGAAGAGUGCUCACGGCUAAAUAGUGCCCUUUCUUGUUUAAAGAGGGUCAGUGAGUCAGGCGGGGAUCUUAGAGAAGAGAUUAACCAAUCGCCCUCAUUAGAUUUAAAGAGAGACAACAAUAUUAUUACUUCAGCGGAUCAGCUUCUUUGGUCUUCCGCAGCAAUGUAUCCUUAUAGCCCUUCUCCAUUAGAAAGGAAAUCUUGCAGCCAACCUCGCUCAAUUUCUGUAUCUGCUAUUACCUCCUCGGACUGCUUGGCUCCCUCAAACCAGGGCCCAUACAUUUACAUGGAUAAUCUACCAGAUCCAUUUCCAUCCUCACCACACCUAAGCUACAGAGUAACCCCACAUGCUAUUACCAUUACACCUCCUGCUACCCCUCCUUUGAAGAGGAAGAACAAGUUGAAGACUCCACGUACUCCACCACCCCCUUCACGGAAAAUCAUGCACCUCCUGCCUGAUCUCUCCAUAAUCACCCGGAGCAAAUCUCAUGAGUCCCAGCUGGGAAAUCGCAUUGAUGAAGUGUCUGCAAACAAAUAUGAUGAAUUAAAGGUCCAUCAAGGAUCACCACAGACACUGCGGAGAGAUAUUAGGCUGGAGGUCACUCACAGGUUUUCAACCAAAUCCUGGCUGUCACAGCUUUGUCAGGUUUGUCACAAGAAUAUGAUCUUUGGAGUCAAAUGCAAACACUGCAAAUUCAAGUGCCAUAACAGGUGUACUAAGGAUGCACAGUCAUGUGGAAUAUCCAUUAUCCCAUUACCAAAGAUUAGAAGAACAGAAUCUGUUCCUUCUGACAUUAACAAUGCAGUAGUCAGAACUGCAGACCCACCACAGUUUGGCACCCUACCCAAGGCUUUAACUAAGAAGGAUCACCAGCCUAUGGUAAACCAACUUGAUUCCAGCAGCAAUCCAUCUUCUACCACUUCAUCAACCCCAUCUUCUCCAGCUCCUUUUCAGCAAUCCAAUCCAUCAAGUGCUACCCCACCUCCAAAUCCAUCACCUAAGGGCCACCGUGAUAGUCGCUUCAAUUUUCCUGCUGCAUGCUACUUUCAGCAUAGACAACAGUUUAUUUUUCCAGAUGUGCCCAGUUCCGUGCCAGCAGUGAUUCUGCAGUCAGAAACACCAGAUGUUUCAGAAGAAGUUGCAGCUGAGGAGAGUGGAGCAACAGAGGAACAUGAAGCUGAGGAUGAGGUGGAGGAUGAAGAGUCUGAUGAACUAGAAGAACUCCCAAAUAUGAAUUGUCAUCCGAAGGGGCCAAUCUCACGCAAAGCCAGCCAAACAAGUGUCUACCUACAGGAGUGGGAUAUACCAUUUGAGCAGCUAGAGUUGGGAGAACUUAUAGGCAAAGGGCGCUGGGGCAAAGUACACAAAGGACGCUGGCACGGUGAAGUAGCCAUUCGAUUGUUAGAGAUUGAUGGUAACAACCAAGAUCACCUAAAGCUUUUCAAGAAGGAAGUCAUGAACUACCGGCAGACAAGGCAUGAAAAUGUAGUGCUGUUCAUGGGAGCUUGCAUGCAUCCUCCACAUCUUGCUAUCAUUACCAGCUUUUGCAAAGGCCGUACUCUUUGUUCAAUUGUUAGAGACACAAAAAAUGCACUGGAUAUCAACAAAACAAGACAAAUCGCACAGGAAAUAGUAAAGGGUAUGGGUUAUCUCCACGCCAAGGGCAUUGUUCACAAGGAUCUCAAAUCAAGGAAUGUUUUUUAUGACAACAACAAAGUUGUGAUUACAGACUUUGGACUUUUUGGAAUAUCUGGUGUGGUUCAGGAAGGAAGGCGAGAGAAUCAACUCAAGCUCCCACAUGGCUGGCUGUGUUAUUUGGCACCAGAGAUAGUUCGAGAGAUGGCACCAGGGAGAGAUGAGGACCAGCUGCCCUUCUCAAAAGCAGCAGACGUAUAUGCUUUUGGGACAGUUUGGUAUGAACUGCAAGCACGUGAUUGGCCUUUCAAAAAUCAGCCAGCAGAAGCAAUAAUCUGGCAGGUUGGCAGUGGUGAGGGUAUCAAAAAUGUCUUGGCACAAGCCAGCCUAGGAAAGGAAGUUACGGAAAUUUUAUCAGCAUGUUGGUCUUACCAUCCACCAGAUCGACCUACUUUCAUUCUAUUAGCUGAUUUGCUUGAAAAACUGCCAAAACUCAACAGACGCCUUUCACAUCCAGGUCACUUCUGGAAAUCAGCCGAGUUGUAGCUGUCCAUACACUUUGUGGGCCUGCCUGCAUGCAUUAUUUUUUUGUUUUUCUUUAUUCUUAACUGCAUCUUUGCAAUAGGUGGCUAUUGCUUCUGUGAUAGUAAAAAAUUUCAAGUGCACACCAGAAAAACUGCCUGCUGUUGCCACCAGUAAUUGCCAGAUGUCCUUGUGGUUUUGGUCAUUUUGAAGUGUGGAUCUCUGGUACCAUACUGGCCAAAGAUUUCUCAUUAAUUGAGAAAAUAGUGUUAGCCAUGGAUUUGUCAUUCUGAAGCAAACUGCAGAAGCAUGUAUGAGCUCUUAACUGUUACAUAACCAUGUCACAUGCUGAUGGAUCUAUGUUUAAAGAGCUACAAAUAUUAGCAGCAAAAAACUGGUUACAAAUAAGGUCUGAUUGUGCUUUAAUUUUGCACAAACACUGUGAAAGAAAACCCUUUACGUGUAUAUGUAUAUAUGGAAAGGAGCUUCUCUUCUCCCUCUUUCCCCAACCAGAAAAAAAAUUUCAGGAAGGACCAGUCAGCCUCUUCUGUCAAGCCUGCAGUGAAGCAUCUCUCCUUUCACUCAGUUUCUCGGUGUUUUGAGACCCUCAUUGCUAAUGAUGGCAGUUCAAUCAGGCUUCAAUAGGAUUUGCAAAACGCAUCUUGGAGUCUGCUGCCCAGGAUUAGAGUCUGUUUCUGCUGCAUAUUGCUGUUUGUUAAUAAGUAAACUGGUUUAAUAUUUAAGAAUACUGACUUACUAUAAAUACUAAGGGGUCACAUUUUAAUUUUCCUCAUCCAUCUUCUUUAAAGAGCUGAUCUUGUUUUUUUAUAGCAAUUUGCAAACUUACUUUUUCAUUCUUUCUGUUGAAGAGUAGCCUUUGUUUACAGGCUACUGUAUUUCUUUUGUAAGGAUGCAAAACUUACUGACACAGAUGUAGUCAGUAAAUUAUGGUUUGCCCAUUGGACAAUCCUUUAUUUUGUUUUUAGGAAUUUUUCAAAACUACCAUAACUUUCCUAAUCAAAAUUAUGUCUGCUAGUGUUGAAAUGCUCUUGUUCUGAGAGCAAAAUAAUAGCAACAACAGAAAGGAUCUGCAUACAUUGUGAAACAUUUACCCAACAACGUAGGAUUUUUCUGUGAAUGACUGCCAGAGUGUCCCUUUACAUACAUUCUUAAGGAAAGAGACCAUCAAACAAAGCAUGUAUAUACUGAAAUAUCAUUUGAAGCUGUGAUAAUUUACACACUAAAAUGCCCUUAUAUUUUACUUUAUUAUGAACGUAUUGUAAUACAGGGCGAUCGAGUUCAUUUGACAAAGAGGGGGCCAUGUUGUCAUAGAGCCUGCUCAUGCACAAACCUAGUCUCCAGUCAACAUUCCCUGGCCAUCUUUGACAUGUAGGAGGAAAAUGGCAUACUGUCACUGGAUAAAGAUUAAAAACUUGUGUAAAUGUAUUUAUUAAGGUGUAGUUCCCAUUUAAGUAAAAUGUGAACUCAUUUUAACCAGGCCAGGAAUAUUUUUAAUUGUUAUAACCUUGAAGGGGAAAACAUAUACACAUAUGCAUGUACUGUAUGUAAGUAUACAUACAUACAUGCAUACAUACACACACACUGUACAUAAAAUGUAUAUACAAUGAGUAAGCAGUAAACAUUCUUUAAAUUUGGUUUUGUUUUCUGUAUGAGCUAUAAGUUGAAAAUUUUGUCAUGCCUUACUAGUAAUGCUAAAUAGCAGUGAUCUAUGCCCCUCUAAUGUUAAUGAUUAUUAGCAGUUUUAAGUUAUUUUUUUUUAAUUAGUUUCAAACCUACAAAGGAGAAACGGCACUGCUGCUUUUACUAUUUUGUUCAUUGCACAUUUGUGCUCUGCAGUCAUUCAUGGACAACCGCUGUAGAUGUAAUAUGCCUUGUUUUGGGUACUUUUAAAAUAUAUUUAACAUAUAGUAGUAGUAGUUUGUAAUGCUAUCAAAAUGAUAAGAUACAAAAUGUUAUGAUACUAAAAGGAAGUUUCCCCAUUUUUAACUUUAUUAGCAAAGGAUAUCUGGGAUGAUUACAGAUUACUUAUAAAUGCUUGUAAAUACUAUUUGAAAAUGUAAUAGUUGGGAGGAAAUGUUAGUUUAAGAAAAUAGUUUUUGCUAAUAAUGCUAAAGUCUUCCUUCUGUGCAUUGUGUCUUCUCCUUUUCAGACAAAAUGAGAUAUGGUAUGACACAGGAUUCAUUUUGGGUAUGUUGUAGCCACUCUAGCUCUUCGGGUUAAUAGUGUUGCUAGUUUAUCUUAAAGGUCAGAGACUGAAUGCUUUUUCAUUCAGUAAGUUUAUUGAUUAAGGAAGGUUGUCUAGAGAGUUUUUUAAUUAUGGGAAAAGUUCUGUUUUAAUUCUUUCUAAUCAUUUAAUAAUUCACAAAUUAAUCACACAAAUGUGAUAAACAGGCAAACAGUGAAAUGUUCCUUUAUUAGCUGCUUCUUUAUAAAGUAUAGUGUUGUUGUCACCACUAUAGUGCCUUUCACAGUAAAAAUAACAUAAAAUGUUUAGAAGCACCAAUACAUUUUUUGGAAUUGGGGAGUGAAUUGCAAUAAGCAGGGUUCAAAUUUGAAAUGAUUCCUGCAGUAUGGUUUCUUUUUGAAAGCAUUAAAUUAUAUAUAUAUAUAUAUAUAUAUAUAUAGUAAAUCAGCAAAGGAAAUACCCACACUAUUAUGAUGGGAAAGUCAGGUCCUCAAGAGCCACGGGCUUUCAUACUUAUAGAUCUAUGUAGCAUUUCAGAGUAAAACUACUUAUGUUUAACCAGUUCAUAAGUGAUAACAGUGUGUAGUACAUAUUCAUGUCUAUUCUAAGCCAUUUCUCUUGAGAAUCAAUAUAGAUGUUUAAAAAUCAAGAUAGACAAACUAGAGAUUUUAUUAAGAAUGUCCUUUUGGAGUCCAAUUGUUUGUUGUCUUUUUGAUUUAUAUAUUAGAACAGUUACAAUGAAAAGCUGCAUUUGAGGCCGACUUUUGUCCACCUCUGAUGAUGGGUACUCCUUGAAGCCGUAGAGUUGAGUGACACAUGUUAAUUUAACAGUUGAGUGGUAGGAAUUAAAUAAUAAAAUCCAGAUGAAGCUGGUGUCCUUUCAGUGUAUGUUUGUGUGUUUUUUUUUGUUUCCUGAUUUUGGUCACCUAAACUCUUCUAAGUUAUCAGAAGCAUAUAGCUGGGAGGAAAGUGCUUUUAUAUACCUGCCAUCUUUCUUCAAACUAACCCUAUAUCUGCUGUUACAUUGCUGUUCCAAUUCUGAUUACAAUCUGCAUGCAGCCUACCUUUUGGAUGUUGUCAUCCUUAAAUUGCUGCUUAUUGCUGCUUGAGCUAUCUGAUUGAAUGUAGUGUUUAAGCUGUUAUUUCUGCAAUAACAGAGGUAUAAUUGGAGGAUAUUUUUUUUCGUAAGAUGUUUUAUUUAAAUGCAGCCGUAAAAAUGUUAUGAAUGUAUAAAUGCAAAUUGUUUGUUUAUAGCUAGGUUGUAGCAUUUUUGGUACUUGAUCAUUUUUUAAAGCAUUUUUUUUAAUAUCUUUUUGAAAAGUGUUUCUUUUUUUAACUUUUAUGAUAGAAAUUAAUUCAAAUUGGCACACGGAAAAGACCAGGCUGAACAGACAUGCACAUGUUCAAUACUGAUCGAAUAAUGCAAACUAACACACUAAAAAAGCAAUGUGAACACUGGGAAACUUCCAGUUGAGACCCAAUUGCUGUGCUGUUGCAAGGGUAGCAGAUUCAUUAUGGCCUUAAUUACUGUAUCAGCUUCUAGAAUUUAUCUGGCUGAGUGAUGGGAAAUACAGUGUGUACAUGUGUGUAUAGGUGUAUAUGAAACAUACUCUGGUGAGAUGUAAAUGAGUGUCAUAUUGGGUGGCAAACAGUGUAGAUAAUUGCUUCUUUUGUCCAUUAACAUUUGGAUGUUAGGCAGAUUGUCUUUCAUAUUUUGGACAUUCUCUUGAGCACUUGAAUACUAGAUUCAGAAAUGCAAUUUUUUAUUGUUCCUCUCCUCUUUUCAGACUCCAUCACAAACACACACACACACAUCUGUACAACCUUCAGAGCUGCCAUUCGUGCUUGAAUGAUAUUGUUAAAGUACUUGUUUUAGAACUGAGCUGAGGAGGCGCUAACACCUUCAGGCUCUUGGGUUUAAUGUGAAGUUAAAAAGCAUUUUUCUGUAUGAUGUUUUAGGAGUCUACUUAACAAUGACCAUUUACACAUGUAAAAGACUUUUUCUGUUGGAAUGUGAUGUAAAAUUUGUACAGUGUAAGAUUUAUACAUAUAUAUAAAUAUAUAUAUAUAUAUAUAUAUUUUAUACAAAACAAACUGGAGUUUGUCUUCCAGAUAUCAGUAAGGAUUCAUUUAUAUAAGAUUUAAUAUUGAAAGAGGUUCUCUGUUGGUUAGUGCACCAGUUUCAGAUGUACUAUAUACACAACCAUGGGCUUGUCGAUUUUUCUGUGGAAAAUAAAUUCUCUUUUUGUCCAUCCACUUCACCAAUAAAAUUUGCCACUUGAUAUUUA